This is a messenger RNA of Amoebophrya sp. A120, 3713 nucleotides long. Lineage: Eukaryota; Dinophyceae; Syndiniales; Amoebophryaceae. The record is from the annotation of a GenBank genome assembly.
AUGUAUUAUUUGCUCUUCAAUACAGAAGUAGAUCGAAUUGGAGCCACCAGUAUGGAGGGUGAAUCCCUGGAAAGGCUGUUGGAGCGCAACUUUCCCCUGGACGAACUGGAUUCAGUUUGGGUAUAUGGUAGUGCCGCAUUUCCACAACUGUCCGAGGCUGAACAAGAAAGUGCAGCAUUAGGAAAUGCAGACAACCACGCAGCUGGGCCCAUGACAACUGGAAAUUGCUAUCAUGAUUCAACAGGGAUUAGCCGCACUUCAGCCACUUGCACUUCAGGUGCAGGGACCAACAGCGGCUCUGAGGUCGAAAGCGCGAGCCGCAAGCAGUUGGACUUUUUGUUUAUAACGAAACAAAACGCAGAGGCGUUUCACGCCCAAAACCUUGCGCAAAACUGGCACCACUACAACUGGCUCCGUCGUCUUCCCUUGCGCUUGCUCGGUUACGUGAAUCGGCUCGGUCCGGGUCUUUACUUUAAUGCGUACUGUGCCCUUCAGGUUCAGAAUCGCAUUUGCUCUUAUGCUCCACCUCGGGAACCGGAACGAGCGGAACCGGAAGCUAACGACGACAGCUCCGUCGCGGACCUUAUGACGAAAAGCUCUUCUCCAGAUGCGGAGCAGCACGCGACAGAGCACACCACGGGACCGGACCCCUACCAGCACAGCGUGGCUGAAGUAGAUGACAAAAAAAAACAAGAAGGAUAUGGAGAACAGAGCGCGACUGGCGGCUCCUCAUCUUCGGAUGUAGUUUCAAAGCAAAUGAGCGUGAAACUCCAGAUGCAUGAGCGGAAGAUGCAGAUUCAGGCCUUGAGUUGGAAGGCGCGGCCAGAGCCCACGCGUUUGCUGCGUGACUUUCUUCAAUACGCGAAGACAGCGGUACCAACCGCGUCCGCAGGUACGAAAUGGAAUAUGGGAGACCAGCGGAGCUCUGUUGCCUCGCAAUUGGUGUCAGCAGCGCUGGGGGACGAGGAAUGCUACCCGACCGGAACGAGCACAAAAAGCGGUCUGCGUAGCUUUCGACUCGAGGACGAUACCCUGGGACUUUGCUUCGCGGAUACCCUAGCUGCAAGUAUGGGAAUGUUCGGUUUGAUGAAAUCGACAAAGUUGCAUGAUAACGAUUUGCAAUUGGUUUUGCAAAAAAUCCCGGGCAUGGCAGAGUCACAGUGAGUCUGUGAGAGCUCCUGUGUUAUGGUGAUGGCAUGUGAGGCCGAUUGUCAACGCCAGCCUGCUUAGGUUUAUUAGAGAUACUAGAGCUGCGAAAGAGAGCAGCACAAAAGCAGCCCUCUUGGUCUUGGCCCCAACAGCAUGAGAAAUUGGAUGCAAUUCUUUCUACCGCGAUUUUCAUUUUUCAUUUGUUGCUUGAAAGUUCCAAUGUGAUUUGGAGGCAAAACUGGUAUCACAUUUGCACAUCGCAAAUUCCUUCAACUCUGUCGAUUUCGAGCCAGGUACUCCUAUAGCAAGGAGCACUACGGACGCGGGAGAGGCAGAGACGCAAAAGAAGCACAUGAGGGGCGGCCGUGACGCAAUCGAUCCGGAUAAACUGCUUCUGCAGAAGAACAUCAAGCACGCGGAGCCACGCGAGCGGGACUUGCGUUUGCCGCAGGAAAAAAUUUUAACUCUUCCGACUCUGACUCAAGAGGUCAAGUAUGGCAUUGUAGAGAGGUCUGCCCUUCUCGAAGAUUUACGUACCUGGCAGCACCUUUACUGUGCCGGAAGAGCGCAAAAGCCGAUGCUUCGGUUUUAUUUUUGCGAAAAGCGACUGGAGGAGACGGACCGACAGUGGAUUUUUUUCAAGCGCGUCCUCGAAGCGGAAAGCAUCCUGAUGGAGACCCGGCUUGGCGCUCUGCAGUUUGCGCGCAUGAAGCUUUUGUUUGAUGCGCGUCAACAAGAAGAGAAAAAGGCAGACUUUUCCGCUGGGAAAACUCUCGCUCUGUCGUGGAGCACCCACCUCGUAUCGGUACGAGAUAAACUUCAAGACGUUGUGGCGAGCGUACAACAUUUUCGAAGUCCUGGCUCUAGGAAAGAGAUGAAUACUAGUAAAGAAGCGCCGAACUCGUGCAAAGGUGGCAAAGGUGGAGGAACAGUCUGCGACCAGACUGAGUUCGAACGAAGUCGAUUGUUUCCGGAGGACAUGUUGUGGCACCACGUGUGCGAUCUGAGCUACCGCGGCGAUGUGCGCCGCCUGCUUUUCGAGAACCCGCGCAAAACCGAAGAGAUCAUUCGUGGACAGCGGAGCUUCUUAGAACGAAUCUAUCGCCCACUUUUUCCGCUGGGCCGCAUAGAGAGCGUACCACGUGCUGAGCUUUACAAACGACGACCCGCGUUACCGCCCGCGCACGAUAACGAGACCAGGACGAAGCAAAAACGAAGACAACCGGACAGCUUUGAACACCACGACCAGCAGCCCGCCGCGAGCUAUCGUGUGUGGUUUUGAUCAAAGCACGCGCCGAACACCAAAACGAGCAGCCUCGGCGAUCUAUCUGGGCUCAAUAACAAUACAUAGGCUUGCAGGGUGUAGCUGGACACUUUGGGCUCGGCUUUUUGUUCGUGUAAAAGUCAAAGUUCGGCAAGGCAGCCUUGCCGAGUGGCGGGCGACUGCGCGUAAGGUGGCGGCGCAAGAGAUGAAAAAGACCAUCCGCAUCCCGCUUGGAUACGCGCUGCCCCCCCCUGCAGCGAGUCUGUGGGGCGUUGGACGGACGACCGUAACCCGGCCCCCGCUCGCCUUUCUGCCUCCCGCCCUAAGGACCGCGUGUCAGUCAUGGGGGGCAAAAGAGGGGCGACGAAGUGUGAGCGGCCUUUUUUGGGGAUUAGAUAGAUAUAGGGGGCAUUUGGUGGCUUGCCCUUCUUCGGUGAAGCUCAUGUGGAAUAAGUAUCCAAGCCCGUGCCGGUCCAGAUAUUGAAAUGGAAAGCCCGCGCAGGUCUAGAUAUUGGAUAUCUAGAGCGGCUAUCCAAUAUCCACGCCGUGCCGCCGUGGAUGUAAAUAGGGGGGCGGAGAAAUAUUAUAUCCGAUGGCUUCAUCUGCUAAGAAAUUAGCUGCGGCACAUGGCUGCCCGCGGCCGCCAACCAACACCAGCGCAAUUAUCAGCGAAUGGGGAUAUUUGCUUGGCCGCCUGCGCGCGAAUCUACAGGCCCGCGCUUUAUGCCGCAACAUGGGAGAAAUUAAAGGCGGCGCGCUAGUGUCUCUGAAGCAGCUGCAGGGACCACGCGCGGGCGAAAUUGACUAGAGCCACACAGGCAGCCCCCAGCCGCAGCGCUCUCGGCGAAUAGUAAAAAGCGACAGGAGCAGGAGGCCUGGCCUCGUUUUGGUUUUGUAUGUCCUGGUCUCGUUUUCGGGUCUCGACGGUAACGGGCGCGCCGUUUGUAGGACCUAGCGCAGAAGAUGGCGUCCGAUGGUCUUCAUGCGGAGACCAUUGAAAAACUAUUGCAGGGCCGGUUUUUUCGCACCCCCAGCGAGAGCUUGGGCGAUCUGGCUACAUUUGCGUUGGAAAGGGCAUUGUCUGAGGGCGAGACCCGUCAUAUCAGUGCGGAUAAAGUGUUGCAGAUGCGAGUGCAAAAGUCCUCGCUCGCGAUGGCCGCAAAAGGUAUCUUGACUAACAAAUGGUCGCAUUCUGUGCGUUACGCUUAUCGCAAGUUCCUGAAACGGGUGCAAAAGAAAAUAUCUUCUUUCGACGUCCUGCACGAGGAGGCUAAGCAUUUGCUCCUGCGGAUCAGAGUAC